CGGCGGCGGCAGCAAGAUGAGCUACGAGCACCGCCGGGAUAGGGGCCGCGGGGGCGGGCCCCGCGCUUCGCAGUCGUCGACGUCGUCGUCUGGCCGCGGCGGAGCUGGAGGCGGCGGAAGAGGUGGUGGUGGUGGCGGCGGCGGUGGCGGCCGGGGCCGACCCCCUCCGCACCUGAAGGGCCGCGAGAUUGGCCUGUGGUACGCUCGGCGGCAGGGCGAGAAGAGCAAAGAGGCCGAGAGGCAGCAGAGAGCUGUGGUGCGUAUGGAUGAGCGCAGAGAAGAACAGAUUGUACAGUUGCUGAACACUGUCCAGAGCAAAAAUGAAAAAGAACAAGAAGCCAUGUCUUGGUGGUCUGAUGAAGAAGGGUACACAAAGGAGACCCCUCCAAAACCAAAGCCUGUUGUGGAAAAACCUGUUGUUGAGAGGGCACCUAAAAGAACUAGACCAAUAUUGGAAAAAACAUUCCUUGAUCAAGAUUCAGAAUAUCUCUUAGAAGAAAAUAAACCUGAUGUUGAUUUAGAUGAGCAACUUAAAGAAGAAUUGAAAAAGAAAAAAACUGAUUCCAGAUAUAUUGAAAUGCAGAGAUUUCGCGAGAAGUUGCCUUCUUAUGGAAUGAGAAAGGAGCUUGUAAACAUCAUAAAUAGCAGUCGGGUAACCGUUAUAAGUGGGGAAACUGGCUGCGGAAAGACAACUCAAGUUACUCAGUUCAUCUUGGAUGACUAUAUUGAGCGAGGGAAGGGGUCUUCCUGCAGGAUUGUAUGUACUCAGCCUAGAAGGAUCAGUGCUAUCUCUGUAGCAGAGAGAGUUGCGGCAGAAAGGGCUGAAGUAUGUGGUAAUGGAAAGAGUACAGGAUAUCAAAUUCGGCUUGAAAGCCGGUUGCCAAGGAAACAAGGCUCAAUUUUGUACUGCACAACAGGAAUUGUCCUACAGUGGCUCCAGUCAGAUAAGGAGUUGGCCAGUGUUAGUCAUGUAAUCCUUGAUGAAAUCCAUGAGAGAAAUCUCCAAUCAGAUGUUUUAAUGACCAUAAUCAAAGAUCUGCUAAGUGUACGACUCGACUUGAAAGUCAUAUUGAUGAGUGCUACGCUGAAUGCCGAGAAGUUCUCAGACUAUUUUGACAGUUGUCCUAUGAUCCAUAUUCCUGGAUUCACCUAUCCUGUCAAGGAGUACCUUUUGGAAGAUGUAAUUGAGAAGCUACGAUACAUUCCAGAAAAUACGGAUCGCAGACCACAUUGGAAAAAGAGGUUUAUGCAGGGGCACAUAAGCAGGCCAGAAAAGGAAGAAAAAGAAGAAAUUUAUCAUGAGCAGUGGCCAGAUUAUUUGAAGCAGCUGAGAGGACGGUAUUCAGAAAGUACAAUUGAUGCAUUGGGAAUGAUGGAUGAUGAGAAAGUUGACCUCGAUUUGAUUGCAGCACUGAUCAGAUACAUUGCUCUUGAAGAAGAGGAUGGUGCAAUACUUGUAUUUCUCCCUGGAUGGGACAACAUUAGCACUCUAAAUGACCUUCUGAUGUCUCAAGUUAUGUUUAAGUCAGAUAGGUUCGUUAUUAUACCUCUGCAUUCGUUGAUGCCUACUGUUAACCAGACCCAGGUUUUUAAAAGGACCUCCCCUGGAGUCCGUAAAAUUGUAAUUGCUACCAACAUCGCUGAGACUAGCAUCACCAUAGACGAUGUGGUAUACGUUAUAGAUGGAGGAAAGAUAAAGGAAACUAACUUUGAUACACAGAACAACAUUAGCACGAUGGCUGCAGAGUGGGUUAGCAAAGCAAACGCUAAGCAGAGGAAAGGUAGAGCAGGAAGAGUCCAGCCUGGUAACUGCUACCACUUGUACAAUGGUCUGCGUGCCAGUUUGUUAGACGAUUAUCAGUUGCCAGAAAUCCUGAGGACACCUUUGGAAGAACUUUGUUUGCAAAUCAAGAUCUUAAAGCUUGGAGGAAUUGCCCAUUUUCUGAGCAAAUUGUUGGAUCCACCAUCACGUGAUGCUGUGUUGUUAUCCAUUAAAAAUCUCAUGCAGCUGAAUGCCUUGGAUAGGCAAGAAGAAUUGACUCCCCUUGGAGUUCAUUUGGCGCGAUUACCAGUGGAGCCACACAUAGGAAAAAUGAUUCUCUUUGGAGCUUUAUUCUGUUGCUUAGAUCCUGUUCUCACUAUUGCUGCCAGCCUCAGCUUCAAGGACCCUUUUGUCAUUCCCUUGGGUAAAGAAAAAGUAGCAGACGCAAGAAGAAAGGAACUGUCAAAGAGUUCUAAAAGUGAUCACCUCACCAUUGUGAAUGCUUUCAAGGGUUGGGAAGAGGCCCAGCGACGUGGCUUCAGGUGUGAAAAGGAUUAUUGCUGGGAGUAUUUUCUUUCUUCAAAUACUCUGCAGAUGCUGCGUAACAUGAAAGGGCAGUUUGCUGAACAUCUCCUUGCAGCUGGGUUUGUGAAUAGUAGAAGCCCCAGAGAUCCCAAAUCCAACACGAACUCAGACAAUGAGAAGCUACUCAAAGCUGUUAUUUGUGCUGGCUUAUAUCCAAAGGUUGCAAAGAUCCGAGCAAACUUCAGCAAAAAGAGAAAAAUGGUUAAAGUUUCCACUAAAACAGAUGGAACGGUUUACAUCCAUCCCAAGUCUGUCAAUGUUGAAGAGACAGAAUUCCAUUACAACUGGCUUGUUUACCAUUUGAAGAUGAGGACAAGCAGUAUAUACCUGUACGACUGCACAGAAGUCUCUCCAUACUGCCUUUUGUUCUUUGGGGGAGAUAUUUCUAUUCAGAAGGACAAAGAUCAGGAUACAAUUGCUGUGGAUGAGUGGAUUGUUUUUCAGUCUCCAGCAAGAAUAGCACAGCUCGUGAAGGAUUUGAAAAAAGAAUUGGAUGACCUUCUACAAGAGAAAAUAGAAAACCCACACCCUGUGGACUGGAACAAUACUAAAUCAACUGACACUGCACUGCUGACAGCCAUUAUAGACUUAAUCACAACACAGGAGAAUGAAACUGCCAGAAACUCUGCCCCCCGUUUCCAGAGCGAAGAAUAUAGUUAACACUGUUCCUUUUGGCCGCUGAAGAGAUGGCAGCUCUACCAGUUCAUUGUUGACAGUUUAUCUUUGGGCAUCUUGGAAUUUCAUUUUUAGUAUCGGUAGUUCAUAACGGCUGUGUAUGGCGUUCAUUGUAUAAAGUAGCUGUUUAUCUAGUUGCCAGUGCUGCAUAGUUGUAUUCUGCAUGUAUGACGCUGCUUCUUGAGGACUGUCAUUGUCAGGUAAAAAGAUGGAUGAAACUGAA
Molecule: messenger RNA, 3245 nt
Organism: Podarcis raffonei (Aeolian wall lizard)
Lineage: Eukaryota; Metazoa; Chordata; Lepidosauria; Squamata; Lacertidae
Gene: DHX36
Product: DEAH-box helicase 36
Exons: 25
Coding region: 17-3007 (996 amino acids)
Cellular component (GO): cytoplasm; nucleus; intracellular anatomical structure
Molecular function (GO): G-quadruplex RNA binding; DNA helicase activity; ATP binding
Source: RefSeq, a predicted model, not a curated record